Sycon ciliatum is the source of this 1611-nucleotide messenger RNA. Its product is annotated as RNA-binding protein with serine-rich domain 1-like. The record is from RefSeq and is a predicted model, not a curated record. The transcript is spliced from 2 exons. Bases 599 to 1072 code for a protein of 157 amino acids. NCBI's taxonomy places the organism in Eukaryota, Metazoa, Porifera, Calcarea, Leucosolenida, Sycettidae.
UUAACCCUUUGUGUACCAGCCCCAUCUCGAACCGUACCAUAUGGUACGGUUCGCUGCACUCCAAUCAAGCGCGCCGUUCCCCGCCGCCGUAGCUCCGAUCGAGCCGCGGUUUUUUGCGCUUGACAGCUGAGAUCCCACUGAAAAUUUUGAUGUAUGAUAUGGGUAGGUUGCCAUUUGAAAGUAUGGAGAACGAACGCGUUCAAAAGUAUGCUUUUCAGCGCAAAUAAUUGUCGCUGUUUCGAUCGUGUUCUCGCUCAGUUUCUCUGCUUGUAGCGAAGAUGUAGCUUGUUCUAGGUCAUGUCGACGUCUUCUAGACGUGGUGGACGAUUGGAGAGAUCGGCUGUGGCGAUAUCAUCGCUGAAUGCGACUCGAAAUUGAAAAUUUGUAUCGCUGAUCCCAUCGCAGUAUUCGCUCUCAAAACAGGAGCGAGAGGGAGGGCAGCGAUGGCCUAAAAUCGUCAAGGCAGGCGUAAUUCACCAGCCAGCGACUGCUUCUUAUCCUCUCUUUCACUUACCUUACGCUGGAUAUUAACCAGGAUGCUGUCGAGAUCAGUGAGCGAGGUGUGGCCGAGGAACGGGAGGCUCUCAAUGGCGAAGACAUGGUGGCAGAUGAGCUGUUUGAUGACGAAGAUGAAGAUGCCAUUGACGAGACCUAUGAGCUGGAAACUGAAGACAACGAGAGUUGGUACAAGGGUAAAGGUGAUGAUAUCGAGGUGCACUCUAGCGCCUCUGACAGUAAUGAAAGGGAUGGCGGUGACUCUAGCUCCGACGAUGGAGGAAGUCGCGAGAGAAACCGCGUAACUGCUAGCCGUCGACGCAGCAGCAACCGAAUCCGCAGCGGCAGCAGCCCACGCGGCAGCAGUCGCCGCAGCAGCCGACGCAGCAGCCGCAACAGCAGCCGCAACAGCAGCCGCAACAGCAGCCGCAACAGCAGCCGACGCAGCAGCCGACGCAGCAGCCGACGCAGCAGUGGAAGCAGCAGUGGAAGCAGCAGCGGAAGCAGCAGCCGUCGUAGCCGCCGACGUAGCAAUCGGAGAUCUGGUAACCGUCGCUCGUCACGUAACAAACACUAAGGGUACUAGAUUCUCUAGCCAUGGCAACGGGUAACUAUGGUAGCGGACGGCCAUCACCAUGGAGCACUCUUCAUUGUAAUGAUCGUCCAAGUGACCUACGAUGCAUCACUGUAGCAAUGGCGGAGUAACAAACACCAGAGCAGUCGAGCUGGCAUGUAUACCGGACAAGGGAUGUGAAGACGUACUCUGAGUUCCUAUACGUACCAUGCAUUUGACUGCUGCUGAGUCUUCGCAGAUUACCACAAUCAUAACAUAAGCCUUUAAGCACAAUACAUUUACAUCACAUCACACAUUAGUUAUGACUCUCGUAGUAUGAUAUGUUUCACCUUUCCCACGCUCCCGAAUCCACUCCCCCAUUCUUUCUUCUAUACGGAGCAUCACAGUUUAUUUUGUUUGCGCUUCACCACAAAGGCGAUAUCAGGAUACCAAUUGUAAGCUCGAUUUUAACAUCUCCUACUUACUAUUGAGUAUUUGUGCCUGGUAGUUUACACCGGUAGUGUAGUUCUCUGAAUAGCUAGACUUGUUGUAGGUAACCUCUC